Messenger RNA from Cydia strobilella, 1206 nucleotides. Its product is annotated as calmodulin-like protein 4. Bases 83 to 532 code for a protein of 149 amino acids. Lineage: Eukaryota; Metazoa; Arthropoda; Insecta; Lepidoptera; Tortricidae. Gene Ontology annotation, molecular function: calcium ion binding. Gene Ontology annotation, cellular component: myosin II complex. The record is from RefSeq and is a predicted model, not a curated record. The transcript has 6 exons.
GUUUAGUAUCAUCUCAUCUUCCGUGAUCCGUGACCAACUUUCUCCAACUUCCUAAUCAUAUUUUAUACGUUUUUAUAUCGAUAUGGCGCGUUAUUUCAAAGAACAAGAUAUCGAUGAAUUCCGUGAAUGCUUCUACCUAUUUGCUAGAUCUGGGCAAAUUACGUCAUUGGACGAGUUAACUGUGGUGAUGCGGUCCCUCGGAAUGAGCCCUACCAUCCAGGAGCUAGCGGGAUACCUGAAGGGCAAGGGUGGAAAGAUGUCAUUCGCUGACUUCUUAGAAGUGAUGCACAUACACUCACGCGCCGAAAAUUUGCCUUCUGAGGUUGUGAACGCGUUCAAAGCGGGCGACACGGAGAAACGCGGCGUGAUCCCGGCGCGGCAGCUACGGAACCUGCUGCAGAACUGGGGCGAGGGGCUCUCUGCGAGGGAGGUGGACAACAUCUUCCGCGAAGCCAACGUGUCUAACAACGGCACCGUGCGGUACGAGGACUUCGUCAAGAUCGCGUGCGCGCCGGUGCCCGACUACUAUUGAAUGUUUCCGAUAUAGUUCAUUGACCAAUAGUAUACCUUGUUGCGGCGAGAUAAGGUCUACAAUGGUCAAUAGUUAAACCUGCACGGUCACGGCACUAAGUGUUCAUCCAUUAAUUACGUCACACGAAUUUCGAGGUUUUUUACCCCUCCCCCCUCCUUGUCACAACAUGUCACAUUUUCUUGACCCCCUCCCCCCUAAACAUGUGAUGUAAUUAAUGGACGACCCCUAAUUGUAAUAACUAACCCCCUUAUUUAUAAAUAGUUUUUUUAAAAGAUAUACACGUAUAAUAUACGUAUACGUUAAUUUUUUUUUAUUUAUUGGUACUAGUGUGCAGUGUAGUGUACUAAGAAAUCGGUCGACAGGGAAUUUCAAAAAUAUUUGACUGGUGACUGACUUAAUACUUUAAAUUAUAUCUUAAGAAACCUAACUUAUUUAUUAGGAGUACGUAAAUUGUUACCAGGGCGCUCGGCCUCCCAAUUUAAUGAUUUCAUGUUUUGUAGUGCGCGUUGGGUCUGCCAUCUUGUGGCCUGAAUCGGAAACAUAAACUUAUACAUUGACACUCCACGUCAAAGCAAGUGCUGCCCUCUACAGAUCACGUAGGUUUUCUUGUGCAUUGUGCUGCACUUACAGUUCAUACACUUGAACUGAAGACAAACAGAACGUUUGAACUGUAU